Opisthorchis viverrini is the source of this 1957-nucleotide messenger RNA. RefSeq lists its product as hypothetical. Gene Ontology annotation, biological process: tRNA processing. The coding region runs from base 1 to 1731 and encodes 576 amino acids. The transcript is spliced from 12 exons. The record is from RefSeq and is a predicted model, not a curated record. Gene Ontology annotation, molecular function: tRNA dihydrouridine synthase activity; RNA binding; flavin adenine dinucleotide binding. NCBI's taxonomy places the organism in Eukaryota, Metazoa, Platyhelminthes, Trematoda, Opisthorchiida, Opisthorchiidae.
AUGGACUUCGACCUAAAUGCCGGAUAUGCUUCCAUAAAAAGAGAGUUCAUAAAAAAUGUCACAACACCCCCGCCCAAAGUUCCAUCUAAUCCUUCCGAAGGCGACGUUCCUGUGAAGCGAAGGCGAAAACAGGAGAAACUAGCCACCAAGUCUUUCGGUCCAAUGAAAUUAUGCCCUUACGUCGUAACACCCUUUCCGGAACCUUGCUCAAAUCAAAACAACAGCACACUUGUCUCACGGACCUGUCCGUUUCUAGAAAAGGGUUGUCGGUAUAGCCACGACGUAGGGGCUGCGCUGGCGAGCAAACGUCCUGAUAUAUCGGGUAGCUGCCCAGUUCUGGCCAGUUUGGGACGCUGUGUUGCCGGUCCUUUCUGCCGUUGGGCAUCCAGCCAUUCCAUGUUGAACGUCUCGGCGGUUGUCACGAAUGAAGUCACAGAAUCCUACAAUAAUUCACUAACUCCAGAAGUUCGGACUCUCCUGUAUAAAAGGCAGUAUGACUUUAACCGUGCUGAUGCCAUCACUCGAAAGCACUCGAGUGCUAAUAAGCCUCAUGAUAACCACUCCGGAGCUGUACCCAACGGCGAACCAGCUGACAGCUCGGAAUUAGUUCCCAAGAUAGGCAUGAUUACGGAUGAGGAUUUGAUCAAACCAAGACCACGUGAGAAAAAACAGAUAGACUUUGUGAACAAAUUGUACCUGGCUCCACUUACAACGGUUGGUAACUUACCAUUUCGGCGUAUAUGCAAACGUUUUGGAGCAGAAAUCACUUGCGGUGAGAUGGCAUUGGCUACGCAGUUGUUGCAAGGAAGACAAAGUGAAUGGGCCUUGCUUCGUCGACACGAGUCAGAAGAGCUGUUUGGUGUGCAGUUGUGUGGCGGACACACUGAUACAAUGACGCGAGCGGCUCAACUGAUUGAUGAACAGUGCGAAGUGGAUUUCAUCGACGUGAAUUGCGGCUGUCCCAUCGAUAUGAUUUGGCGGAAGGGUGCAGGUUCUGGUCUGUUGCAACAUGGAUCGCGCCUUGAGUCCAUCGUGCGGGGUAUGGAUUCCGUCCUCACCACCGCCCAGGUAACCGUAAAACUGCGUUCUGGUGUCCGUGAGGGUAAAAAUACAGCACAUCAGCUGAUUCCGGGUCUCAGGCAAGCUGGUGUCUCACUCAUAACAAUACACGGCCGAAGUCGUGAACAACGCUACACCAAGCUUGCCGACUGGGACUAUGUUAGACAAUGUGCGGAAAUCGCACGUCCCAUACCCGUCUUCGGAAACGGUGAUAUUCUUUCAUUGGAAGACUAUAUGACCCACAAGGAAUGCUCCGGAGUUUCGGGCGUAAUGAUCGCUCGCGGUGCACUUAUCAAACCUUGGCUAUUCACCGAAAUACGGGACUGUCGCACGUGGGACAUUUCGGCUAGCGAACGUCUUGACAUUUUGCGUGAUUUUAGCAACUACGGACUUGAGUUGUGGGGAUCGGAUACGCGUGGGGUGGAGACUACUCGGCGGUUCAUGCUCGAAUGGUUAUCCUUCUUGUAUCGCUAUAUCCCAUACGGAAUAUUGGAACGUGUACCUCAGCGGAUCAACGAACGUCCCCCUGCAUACUUUGGGCGCAAUGAUCUUGAGACCUUGAUGGCCAGUGAGAAUUGUGCAGACUGGAUAAGAAUAAGCGAAAUGUUGCUUGGUCCAGUUCCCGACGGGUUCACAUUCACUCCCAAACACAAAGCCAAUGCAUACCGAUAGCCUUCCACCAGGAAAUUUUCAGCUGCUCGUUUUUUAUCUAUCGUACAACAUCUUGUGCACUUGGGAUGUCUUUUAUUGUGGAUCAUUUUCCAUAAUAUACAGAGGAACACAGCGAGUAUCCGGUUUUUCCUGUUUUCCUGUGGACGGGGAUUUCGAGGGUCUGUCUUCCUUGGUGUAAUGGGAACUCACGUGAUAUUUGCGACUCAUGGGCUCGAUGUUGUUUUGG